Molecule: messenger RNA, 339 nt
Organism: Aspergillus niger
Lineage: Eukaryota; Fungi; Ascomycota; Eurotiomycetes; Eurotiales; Aspergillaceae
Exons: 2
Coding region: 1-339 (112 amino acids)
Source: RefSeq, a predicted model, not a curated record
AUGGCGGAGAGAGGAGUGAGGAGGAAUGGAGAUUCUUCGGGCUGCGUUUCGGUUGCUGGGCAUCCGCUUUCGUAUUACACUUUUCUUUCCCACCGCGUCCGUUUCGCCGGAUACACCGAUCGCAUUCAAUAUGCGAGGGAGUCAUUCUGGCGAUCCCCUUCACAUUAUGUCGCAUUUGCUGCUUUUCCUGUCUGUUUCAUUGGAUGCACUGCUCCAUGUGGUGAUCAAUUUUAUGAAUCAAUUUUUGUUGCUUUGCUCUCAAGAGUGAAAUGUAACUCUGCCCAUUACCCAAGUCAGAUUUCACUGACACCAGAUGAAUGCGGCAAGGCUGCAGGUUAG